Molecule: messenger RNA, 777 nt
Organism: Anopheles stephensi (Asian malaria mosquito)
Lineage: Eukaryota; Metazoa; Arthropoda; Insecta; Diptera; Culicidae
Product: protein MAK16 homolog
Exons: 3
Coding region: 68-625 (185 amino acids)
Biological process (GO): maturation of 5.8S rRNA; maturation of LSU-rRNA
Cellular component (GO): preribosome, large subunit precursor; nucleolus
Source: RefSeq, a predicted model, not a curated record
UCGAAGAAACGCACGGGUCGUCCUUCAGUCGCAGCCUAUUGCAGUUGAAAUACGGCGCGUUGUCGAAAUGCAUCCGUGUGGACUUACCGGGGACAUCCUUAACCCCGCAAACUGUUCGUUCCGUGGUGAAGGAAACGUCUGUCGGAACAGGGACAAUCUUACCGGAAUCUGUUCGCAACACGCCUGCCCAAUCUUCUACACCCAGUACGCGUCGGUGCGUGAGGAUGAUGGUGCCAUACUCCUGUACCUGAGGCAAGCUGCCCGGAACACAACCACACCGGGAUACCAUUGGGAGCAGGUAUCGCUUUCGCACGAUCCCCGUGAGGCACUCUGCCAGCUGGAGGAGCAUCUGUUGAUGCAGAGUUGGUGGAUGCAGAAAAAAUGUAUGGAAGAUUAUUUCAAGAUAGCGAAGCGCUUGAUGCGUACCGACCAACUGAAGGAACAGAGCAACGCAUGGACGGGCAAGUUUUCGGUGUAUGAAAUGGAGAAUUACGUGCCGAUAAUGUCCUUACACGCUGAAGGCGAUGACAGCAAUCUCCCGUCGACCUCAUCAGGCAAGCGCAAGGUAAAGAUGGAGUUUGAAGCAGAAGGCGGUCCAGCAAAGAUGCGUAAACACCUUGAAUGAGGUGUGUGUAUCCACUUUCUUUGUGUCCUUUUAAAAACAAACAAAUAAAUCUCACACAACUACUAGCUCGGGGUCUCCGGUUGGUAGUUGCUGCCCUUCGGAUGACUGUAGUAGCGGCUCCCCAUUCGCGACCGCAGAAAUCGUUUAAAUUA